Messenger RNA from Pestalotiopsis fici W106-1, 1065 nucleotides. RefSeq lists its product as uncharacterized. Gene Ontology annotation, biological process: positive regulation of transcription by RNA polymerase II. Gene Ontology annotation, molecular function: transcription cis-regulatory region binding; DNA-binding transcription factor activity. The coding region runs from base 1 to 1065 and encodes 354 amino acids. NCBI's taxonomy places the organism in Eukaryota, Fungi, Ascomycota, Sordariomycetes, Amphisphaeriales, Sporocadaceae. Gene Ontology annotation, cellular component: nucleus. The record is from RefSeq and is a predicted model, not a curated record. The transcript has a single exon.
AUGGCCUUUGAGUCUACUACGUUGAUGUACACCCUCACAGCCUGGGCGUCUAUCCAUCUCUCGCAAAUAGACACCCGGUUCCAGGAAGUCGCACUGCAACACCGAGGUGCUGCACUCAGACUUCUGAAAACAGAGCUCGAGGAAACGACGAUAUCGCGUGAAAUAUGGCUCGCCGUGACCAUGGCCUUGUGCUCUAUGGAGAUCAUUUCUGACGGAGUUCAAAAUUGGUAUGAACAUCUCGUUGGUGGUGCCACCGCACUGAGAUUCUCUCUUGACCGUAGUGCGCCGCACUCAAGCGACAUCACGGAACUAGCGACCAUCGAGGGCAAGUGGCUGAUGAAAAACUUUGCAUAUCAUGACAUUCUGACGAGCGUCACCAUGGACCGCCCGCCCAUACUAGCUGGUGAUUACUGGGUUGAUCAGGACGACCAGCCAGCAGACCCGUAUUUUGGCCUCGCGGGCCAGAUCGUAUUUCUGGUUGGACAGACCAGUCACCUUAACGCUGACCUCGCCGCCGCCAAAUCUGAAGAUCCGUUGUUCUCAUACCAUCUACCUGGUCGUGCGGUCGGAGCUAAAUUCUCAGAUAGGGCAAGAGCUAUAGAGAAUGAGUUGCUUGACUGGAAAUACCCAAGUCAAUACUGUGGAUCCUCUCUGGCCCAGCUCGCCGAGACGUAUCGUGACGCUGCCUUGUUGCACUUGUACAGAACAUUACGCAGGCAUCUAGCUGCAUAUGCUACAGUUCUCAACCAGAAGAUCCGGAGACAUGUCGAAUCUAUAUGCGCCAAGGUUCGCGAUAUGCCUACCGGAUGUCUCCCUGAAUGCACUUUAUUGUUUCCACUCUUUAUGGCGGGCGGUGAGGCGGAAGAACUUGCUCAUAUUGCAGUAAUCCGAGAGAAGAUGCGAGUGAUUAACGAAAAUCGCCGGUUUCGGAACAUAGAAGUAUGUCUCCAAAUACUCGACGAGCUUUGGAGGCUAAGGAUAGCGGGUGCUGGAAACGAGAGUGGAAAUAGGGUAGACUGGUUGGAUGUAAUCCAGUUGAAAGGUUAUAAAUUAGCCAUCACAUGA